Messenger RNA from Drosophila suzukii, 1482 nucleotides. The record is from RefSeq and is a predicted model, not a curated record. Lineage: Eukaryota; Metazoa; Arthropoda; Insecta; Diptera; Drosophilidae.
CCUUCUGCUAGUCGUUUGUUUACUGUUUUUCCCCGGCCGCUAUCAACCAAUCAAUAACUUCAUUAAAGAAACGCAUACCCCUAAACCGGCUGAAAGAGAAUACACAACACCCAACUGCUUCGAGUCAUAAAAUCUGAACCGUCUAGCACAGCAGAGACAGUAUUCAAUUAACCGAAAAACUCGACGGUUGUCAUUCCUUGCCGCGGUAUAAAACUUGACUCUCGAUCUCUCUGCAAAAAUAUCACGAUACUAAUCUGAUAACGCACAUCUUUAAAACCAAAAACAUAUUUGUAGACUUGACACUUUAGAAUUUGAUCUCAAGCUCUGAAUGAUGAAAAUGAAUCUUGGACUUAAAGUGUGUAGUCUGCUUGCUUUUCUUCUGAUACUUUCCACCGUUUCUGGGUUUAAUAGUUGUCAACGCGAUGAAAAGUGCGUAAGACUAUACCUGUGCCCCCACUUGUACCACUUCGCCCUUGACGAUCGAAUUGCACACAUACAGUGCGGAAUCGAUAACACGGCCAAUUUGGUAGACCAGAGAAUCUACGUUUGCUGCCCGGAACCAGGUAAUGUCCUGCCAGAUGACAAAACCUGUGGAUGGAGGCCUGGCGCUCAUCGAAUUUUCGGUGGAGUAGAGGCUCAACCCAACGAGUUUCCAUGGAUGGCCUUGCUCCUGGACAUUGAAGGCAAAGGCGUAUGUGGUGGUUCCCUGAUCAACAAUCGCUAUGUUGUGACUGCCGCACAUUGCGUGAGCAGGGUGAAGAUUUAUAACGUUCGGCUGGGCGAGCAUGACAUAUCCUCCGACCCCGACAUCAUCAUGAAUAAAAACGAGGCACCAAGGUGGGCUGCUCCGCACUUGGAAAUUGAAGUGGAGAACAUUGUCGUACAUAGAGAUUUCCAGCACACGCCUAUGCAAAACGACAUUGCCCUUAUACGACUUAUAUUGCCAGUACGCUACACCAAUGAAAUUAGACCCAUUUGUGUUCUGGGCAGUCACAUCUCCUUGAUAAACUCGACAUUUCACCACGAAUUCGAAAUAGCCGGCUGGGGCACUACUGAAAGUAACAAUAACAGUAAUGUCUUGUUGACGGCCACCAUCAAGAAGGAUAAGUGUCCUAAACGGCAUAAAUACCUGAAGGAGACCCAAACAUGUGCGGGUAAGAACGGCACGGACACCUGUUUUGGAGACUCCGGCGGUCCACUGAUGGGCACUAUGAUACGUUAUAGACAAGAGAUCGUGUAUCUAGCUGGAAUCACAUCUCACGGAGAUAAUAAGUGCGGACAAGCUGGUGUCUAUACGAAAAUGGAAUCCUAUAUCUAUUGGGUUCUAUAUUUUUUAAGAGCUUGAACAUCUUUUUCCUUUGCCAAUCGUACCUAUAUAGAAUUUUGUAUUGAUAUCUCGCUCUUAUUUAAAAAAAUCAUAAAUUCAUUGAACUUUAAUGUUUAAAAGUCACAAUAUUGUUAAUAAUAAAGGUACGGAAAGAA